CUCGUCUAACACUCUUGUUUUCUUUUUUUAUCCUCAUCCAACCUGUCAUAAUCGCAAUAAUCAUCCUAUUCAUCAGUCUUCAUCGUCAGUUUCCAUCACAUUCACCAUGUCCAUCACAUAUCGCGAGGCCUGGGGUCUCUUCCAGUUCGACCAAUCGCCCACAGCAAUGAUUCACGAUGAUUCUCCCCAUCUCAACCGCACUUCCCGCUCCUCCAGCCACAGCUUCUCUCCAAUUCCCACUCCUGCCUCCACCUGCUCCGAACAGAGCACCUCAAUCCCCAACAAAGAGCUAUUCGUAGAGCUCCGCCGGCUACGACAUGACCUCCAACAGCUACAACACGACAACGGCGUCGUCGAGGAGCCUCGAGAAGCAAUGACGCAGAUGAGCGCCCGGCUAGAUCAGAUUACGUCUGUGCUCCGGUCGAAUCCCUCAGGACGGCCAACUCUAAAAGAAAACCCUUCCCAGCCCGAGUCGUUCCGAUGCUGGGAGUCGUGCUGCAAAGGACGACUCUUCUCUAAUAAAAGUAACUUGAUUCGACACCAGCGAGAACGACGUGGCGAAACGGCCAAGCUGCGGUGUUCGUUCUGCGAUGCAGUGUUCUCUCGGAGCUCUGCCCGAAACGCCCACGAGGCAGCUCGACGCUGUCGGAACCCAUGAUUUUUCUUCCUUCC
Aspergillus glaucus CBS 516.65 is the source of this 672-nucleotide messenger RNA. RefSeq lists its product as uncharacterized. The record is from RefSeq and is a predicted model, not a curated record. Bases 107 to 658 code for a protein of 183 amino acids. The transcript is spliced from 3 exons. Lineage: Eukaryota; Fungi; Ascomycota; Eurotiomycetes; Eurotiales; Aspergillaceae.